AUGAAGCGCAUUCUGAACCCGAAUUCUUCUUUUUCUACCCCGGGAGGAACGCGGGAUGAGACGAACGAAGAGAAUUUAGGAACGGACGGUGACGAGAACACGAACACGAGUAACAACAACAACAACAACAACAACGCAAAGAGGACGACGAGUAGUAGUAAAGACGGGGCAGACGACUCCUUGUUGUUUCCUUCGGAAGAGCACACGGAAGAGCAACUCGUUUCCGCGAUUAAAGAUUGGAACAAUAUGAAACCCGUGGUGGUGUUGAACACGAUAUCGUCCUUGUGCGUGAUUGUACUCGCGCAGCUGAUGGCGUUUCUUUCGAUACCGAUCGGUGUGAUUGGGCUGAUCGCGUGCUCGGUGUACGGGUCGGAGUUGUUUCGGAUGAAGAGAGGGUUAGGCGCGACGGUGGCGACGGUGAAGAUGUUGUCGUUGGUGUGCGUGAUAUUGGACGGCGCGUUUGCGGCGGUGAGUUUAGCGAUCGGGACCUUGUACGCGGGGGGGGAUAUGGUGACGACGAUGGUGUUGAUGUCGUCGUUGUUUGGCGCGCACGGGCUCGGGUAUUGGGAGAUGUAUAAGAGGGCGAAGGAAAUUGGGAAGAUUCUGAAUUGA
This is a messenger RNA of Bathycoccus prasinos, 612 nucleotides long. RefSeq lists its product with no specific name. Bases 1 to 612 code for a protein of 203 amino acids. Lineage: Eukaryota; Viridiplantae; Chlorophyta; Mamiellophyceae; Mamiellales; Bathycoccaceae. The transcript has a single exon. The record is from RefSeq and is a predicted model, not a curated record.